AUGUCCCCUCCAACGGAUUUUGAGGAAGUGUUAAGAUGGUUGGUUGCUCCUGCAAGAGAUGGUAAUUUGACUCUGAUUAUUAGACUUGUCUUCCAAGCAGUUUUAUACUUAGUUUGGAAAGAAAGAAACAAGAGAAUUCAUAGUGGUGAGGAAAAGCCUCCAAGAACCAUUAUUGCAGAGACUCAACAGAUCAUCAGACUCAGGUUGGAUCCUUUAGCUAGGAAACAGGUUGUGUUGCCUGGGCAUUACUCAGUUUUGGCUGCUUGGUUUAAUUAUUUUGCUGGUUAG
This is a messenger RNA of Eruca vesicaria subsp. sativa (arugula), 288 nucleotides long. Lineage: Eukaryota; Viridiplantae; Streptophyta; Magnoliopsida; Brassicales; Brassicaceae. The record is from the annotation of a GenBank genome assembly.